Messenger RNA from Parnassius apollo (apollo), 567 nucleotides. NCBI's taxonomy places the organism in Eukaryota, Metazoa, Arthropoda, Insecta, Lepidoptera, Papilionidae. The record is from the annotation of a GenBank genome assembly.
AUGGAGCGAUAUUUGUGUCGGCAGGGCAACGUGCUGGAUAGCUUCGCGCGCAAGGCGCUGUGGGACGUGGGGCUGGACUAUGCCCACGGUACAGGGCACGGCGUGGGGCACUGCCUCAACGUGCACGAGGGGCCCGCCGGCGUCUCCUGGCGCCCAUACCCGCACGACCCGGGCCUUCGUCCCGGACAGAUACUCAGCAAUGAGCCCGGGUUCUACAAGGUGGGGGAGUAUGGCAUCAGACACGAGGAUCUUGUUGAAACUGUCGCCAUCACCAAGGGUUCCAAACAUCCGAGGGCGUCUAACUUGCGAGGUGACUUGGACGGUCGAGGUGUACUCGGCUUCAACACACUGACUCUAGUGCCGAAUCAAAGAGAGUGCAUCGAUUUGGCCCUGCUGGACGAUUUCGAGUUAGCAUACAUCAACUCUUACCACAGCAGAGUGUUGAAGACUCUAGGCCCAGUGCUGCAGUCGAGGGGCCUGGUAGAGGACUACAAGUGGUUACAAGAACAGUGCGCCCCCAUUGUCAGAGGGUCAACACGUCAUCAAAAUGGAGGCGGUCAGCAAUAG